Messenger RNA from Lachancea sp. 'fantastica', 1347 nucleotides. The record is from the annotation of a GenBank genome assembly. Lineage: Eukaryota; Fungi; Ascomycota; Saccharomycetes; Saccharomycetales; Saccharomycetaceae.
AUGUCCAAGCCAAUCAAGACCACGUCGUCGAAGAUUGAUGCCGCGCCAACACCUCAUAAUACUCCCUCCAGCGUGUUGACGGGCUCCUACCUGAAAAAUGGGAACCCAGCACGUUCUGUUCCGCAAACAAUCAAGGAAGAGGACAUCACAUCUGCUUUGGCAAACAACCCUCAGCUUCUAGCAUCUAUCCAAGACAAACUAGGUGAUUUAGUGGGCCAGGACAGCGGCUACGUGGCAUCGUUGCCACACGCGGUUAGAGACCGGAUUUAUGCAUUGAAAAAAUUACAACGCGAUCUGUUUGAGCUAGAAAAGGACUUCCAGCUUGAAAUGUUUGCAUUGGAAGAAAAAUACUUGCAAAAGUAUAGUCCAGUACACCAGCGCCGUUAUGAGAUCACUUCUGGAAAACAGGAGCCUUCUCUCAGAGAAAUAGAGAUUGGAAAACAGCUAGGGGACGAGCUCGACACAGUUGCUGAGGAAGCCGAGGAAGAUGAAGACGAAGAGGGGCAAGACAAGAUUAAGGGUAUUCCUUCGUUCUGGCUUACGGCUUUUGAAAACUUGCCCAUGGUGUCGCAAACGGUCACAAGUGCCGAUGCAGAAGUGCUAGAGUGUUUGACCGACGUCAGACUAGAAUAUCUAACAGAGGGGAAGCCCGGUUUCAAACUAGUUUUCCAGUUUGACGAGGAGAACCCUUACUUCACCAACAAAGAGCUGGUUAAGACAUACUUUUACCAGUCGGAAUUGGGCUAUUCUGGAGACUUCAUUUAUGACCACGCCGAGGGUUGCGAGAUCAAAUGGACCGACAAUGAGUCCAACGUGACCGUAUCGGUCGAAAAACGCAAGCAGCGCAACAAGACCACGAAACAAGUGCGUACCAUCGAGAAGAUCACGCCCGUGGAAUCGUUUUUCAACUUUUUCGAUCCACCCAAGGUCCCAGCUAAGAAGACCAAUGAGUCCGAAGUGGAAAACGCCAAGGGCGAAGAAGAAGACGGCCACGACAGCGAGGACGACGACGAGGAAGACCCAGACGAAGUGGCGGAACUAGAGUCGCGUUUGGCAUUGGACUACGCCAUCGGGGAAGAGUUUAAGGACAAGCUUGUUCCACGUGCUGUGGACUGGUUUACGGGCGCUGCGAUUGAGUUUGAGUACGAUGCUGACGAAGGAGAAGACGAGGACGCGGAGUUCGACUCCGAAUUCGACGACGAAGAAGAUGAAGAUGAAGACGACGAUGACGACGGCGAAGACGAUGAUGAAAACGCCGAUGAUUCUGAAGAGGACAGUGAUCCCAGCGAUUUCAAACCUGCCGGAUCCAAUUCUAAAGAGCAACCUCCAGAGUGUAAGCAAGCUUAA